Messenger RNA from Gamsiella multidivaricata, 1655 nucleotides. RefSeq lists its product as uncharacterized. NCBI's taxonomy places the organism in Eukaryota, Fungi, Mortierellomycota, Mortierellomycetes, Mortierellales, Mortierellaceae. The record is from RefSeq and is a predicted model, not a curated record. Bases 203 to 1615 code for a protein of 470 amino acids. The transcript has 2 exons.
CACUUCUUUGUCACUUCUUUGUCACUUCUUUGUCACUUCUUUGUCACUUCUUUGUCACUUCUUUGUCUAGUGAAGAGCCCACACAGACGUCUUUGGUGGCUACCCAUACCCCAUCCAUCCUCUUCAGAUACCCUGGCCCCUACGCACACGAGCCACAACCCCGCCCAGUCAUCCCAUACCCUCCCCAACCAAAAGCACACACAUGGUACAGCUAUUGGAAUCCACGAGGAACUACCUCAAGACCUCCACCAGGCUUGGCCGUCGUAUGAGCCACUACAGAGACGAGACCAGCGGGAGCGAAACCAGUCUUCCUAGCAACCCUAACGAUACCUGUUCUUUCGACAACGGCCUGAGCAACGACAGGCCCCAGGAAGUCACUUCUCGCCGACAUUCAACCAGAAAGCGACUCUCGGGUCUGUUCACACUGGAAGGACGUAAUAAGAAUCCUCAGCCAGAGGAGCGACAAAGUAGUAACAACGGCCUCUUGCGCAAGAUUGGCUCUGAGGCGCAGGGGAAGGAGGAUAGUCUCGCUGAGAAUAGGCGCAGAGACAGCAAGAGCAGUGAGAGGACCCACAGGAGCAGCAAAAGUCGUCAGAGCGGAAGCAGGAGCGUGAAUGGUAGCCGUUAUCAGGACAGGGACUACGUCUCUGAGCACAUGGAGCACGAGGUGCCACGAGGCCGAUCACCAACUCUAUCCAUGUCCAACACCGUCAGUACCACUACGUCCUCCUCCUACGACGUGCGUCCGACCGAUUAUCCCAACAUCCGUCAAUACCAUGCACACGUCUGGCGGCGUAAUCUUUUGGAGGAGAGUAUCAUGCAUUCCCUCAAACUUGGCUAUGCAGAGCGUCAGCGAUCGACUUCUCGCAGCCACGCACACCCCUCCAAAAAGGACUCUCCGCGCGCACGUCGGGCUCGUGAACAGGCUAUUCUCGCCGCAGCGACGGGAAGGGAUCUAGCCUCUGCUUCUCUGCUGGAAUCAGAUGACGCAACUUUGCGCAAGGCACCGCAGGAAAACAUUAUUGACAGGAGUCUCAAAAUCAUAAACAGUGGCCAUCACACCCAGCCAACGCCUUCGUCUCCACAACAACAACAACAACAGCAGCAGCAGCAAUUCCGAUAUUCGAUGAACAGUCCAUAUCAAUUGGAUUACAAUGCCUCGAUGGCUAACAUCACACACUCCUUUACAAGUUUCACUCUCGAACUCCCAGAACAUCAAGUAUCCCACGUUAUGGCAUCGUCUGCUGUUCCAGAGCUCUUCAAAAUUAGAGGGACCGUUCCCGGAGGAUUCGCACAUCGGCCGAGAAGCAGACGGAAUUCGCGAGCAUCUCUGGUCGGUGGGGUUACUCCUUCGCCACGGGUCUUGACUGGAAAGAAACCUGUGGCCCCUUUGCAAACAGCCGUGUUGCCGAAUGUGGAGGAUGAGGGUGAGGAUGAGGACGAGGACGAGGACGGGAGCGAGGAUAAGGAACUAGAGUCGCCGCUUACGCCUACGUCUGCUGCCUGGGCCGACUCUGUGGUUGGCUCGUUUGAUAAGGCUGUAGAGACGAAAAACGACUCGAAAGCCCAGGAAGACUUGGAGACUCUUGAGGCCGCCUCAGCUCGCGCGGGUUAGCAAUAUUCAUGAGGUAGCAUUUCCCCUCAAAAAAAAGAGU